AAAUAAAAGUGUUUUUAUGAAUAAAAACUUAAAUCACUGAAGAAAAUAUUUUUGCUUUAACAACGAGAAAGUACACGCAUCCAUAAAAACCAUGACAUACGGCGCAGAAAGGGCGCUUGCCUAUUUGUAUCCACUCGUCAUUGCCUCUUCCGUCAUUUGCUGCAUCACAUCGGGCAUUGCAUGGGCACAUUGGCGUUACGUGUUGAAUGCAUGCCCGGAAUCGAAUUGUGGCUGUAUUCUACAUGGACGUUCGACUUACACCAGCUUUGAAGGUGGCCACAUUGCAUACUGCCACUACGCCACAUAUGGAUUGAUCUUUCCUCUAUUAUUCGCCAUCGUACUGGGCAUUUAUCAUGUAUACCGCAUCUGUAUGGGCACAACAAAACGGAAAACGAGCACCACUACCAUACGGCAUAGAACCGGCGACAAGGUUGUGGUCACAGCAGAAUCAGAAUUAACGCAUAACGGCAUUUCGCCAUAUUACUGGACACCAGCUGCAGUGAUCUCCUGCGUUAUGGCCGCCUACACAUUGAUUUAUGCCGCAAUCUACACUGAUGGCUUCCGUGUUACUUGCAGGCAAUAUAGCGAAGCAUUGGUGAAGGAGAUUCAAGGAGCUGGCAACAUUGUGCCCGUUAUAAAGGGACGCCUCUCAUGUGACGCAAUUUUCGAUUUCAUGGAUUAUUUGGUGGAGAGUAUUUCAUAUGAACGUCGCAAGUAUGGGCGUAUCAACAGUGGCGCUUGUCUUUACAUGACACUCAUUGGCAGUUGGUUGGCUGUAAUUUUUUGGAUCUUGAUAUCGGUAGUGAAUAUUGUGCAAACACGACGCACACGUUCCGCACGAGUUUGAUCAUGCAUACAUACAUAAUUGGAUUAUUAAUUAAAUUGACAAAAAUGAAAUUGCAAUUUGCCAUUUACAUGCUUACAUACAUACAUGUAUACAUACAUAUGUAUGUCAUAUUUAUAAAUAAGAAACGUAAAGCGUCUAUUAACGUGAAUAAUUAGAAAAUAUUAUAUUUUGUAUUCAAAAAUACACGUAUUGUAUUGUACUUCAAUUCCAUCACUUUUAUUGAUAAGAUUCGAAUAAGUUAUCCACACAUUUAAAGCGACAAGCCACAAGCGACAAACGACAACGACAACUAGUUGUAAGGAAAUUUGAAAAGAAAAACAGUUUUUGAGCUAAAAAAAGGCACAAAGUAUUUUUUAAUACAUAUUAAUGUAUUGUAGAUUCUAUGAAAUAAACUCUAAAAAUAUUAAA
Molecule: messenger RNA, 1255 nt
Organism: Ceratitis capitata (Mediterranean fruit fly)
Lineage: Eukaryota; Metazoa; Arthropoda; Insecta; Diptera; Tephritidae
Exons: 2
Coding region: 92-847 (251 amino acids)
Source: RefSeq, a predicted model, not a curated record